Messenger RNA from Neltuma alba, 2360 nucleotides. RefSeq names its product serine/threonine protein phosphatase 2A 57 kDa regulatory subunit B' beta isoform. Lineage: Eukaryota; Viridiplantae; Streptophyta; Magnoliopsida; Fabales; Fabaceae. Gene Ontology annotation, molecular function: protein phosphatase regulator activity. Gene Ontology annotation, cellular component: protein phosphatase type 2A complex. Bases 532 to 1992 code for a protein of 486 amino acids. The record is from RefSeq and is a predicted model, not a curated record. The transcript is spliced from 2 exons. Gene Ontology annotation, biological process: signal transduction.
ACUGGAAAAAAUGAAAAGAUAAACCGAUUUGCCAUAAAAAACAAAGCGAGUUUGCAAAUUGUAAUGGAUAAUCACUAUCCCUCGUCAUAUUUACCUCUCUAAUUCUCUAUCUUCCUUAAUUAUCUCCCCACUGUCGUCACUUUCAAUCUCUCCCCCUCUGUAUCUGCCACCUAUUCCAUCUUCAGCGGGCUGAUCGCCGGAACGCAUCUCCGACCGAUUGUCUGGCCAGCAUUCUGGUGAUGCGACAUGGCCUUUUCGCCGACUUGAUCCGUUAUUUGCCAAUUUCGGAGCGCUUUGGAACGUCCCCAUAAAUUUCCUCGGUUCCACCUCCCACUUCCAGAUUCGCGGGCCUUUGUGUCUUGAUGCGAAAAUUGGGGGAAGAAAAUAAUUUGUGGAUUGGGAACGUAGCAUGGUCAUCCUUCCCUUUGUUUGAUGUCUUCGCUGUACUCCCUCGGAAUCCAAUCACGGGCUUCAUUCUGAAUAUCUUCAUGAGCUUGAGAAUAUAGGGUUAGGGUUUGUUGCAUUUCGAAAAUGUUUAAGAAAAUCAUGAAGGGCGGGGGCAAAAAGCCCGCCAAGUCCGAUCCCAACGACGUAUCGCUCUAUGGAAACGCCCCAGCUGGGAACCGCAAUGCGGUGCCCACCAAUGUGGGCGCCAACAAGGUUGGUACAGGCGCAUCAGGCCUUACUUUAGGCGGGCCUCCGCCAUCAGGUGCUAUGGAACCCCUUCCAUCGUUCCGUGAUGUGCCCGUUUCGGAGAGGCAGAAUUUGUUCCUUCGGAAGUUGCAGAUUUGCUGUUACGUCUUGGAUUUCCUGGACACCUUGAAGUCAGUUCGAGAGAAGGAAAUUAAGCGGCAGGCGCUAAUGGAUUUGGUUGACUUUAUACAAUCUGGGUCAGGGAAGAUUACAGAAAAUUGUCAGGAAGAAAUGAUUAGAAUGAUAUCGGUAAAUAUAUUCCGGUGCUUGCCUCCGGCUUCACAUGAAAAUACGGGACAAGAGGUUAACGACCCGGAAGAGGAGGAACCAUGCUUGGAACCGGCAUGGCCCCAUCUGCAGCUUGUGUACGAGCUGCUACUGAGAUAUGUGGUGUCGUCGGAUACCGAUACCAAGGUUGCCAAGCGAUACAUUGAUCAUUCUUUUGUGUUGAAAUUACUUGAUUUGUUCGACUCUGAGGAUCCUCGGGAGCGAGAAUAUUUGAAAACCAUCCUACAUCGUAUAUACGGAAAAUUCAUGGUUCACCGACCCUUUAUUAGGAAGGCAAUUAAUAACAUUUUUUACCGCUUUAUUUACGAGACUGAGAGGCACAGCGGUAUUGCGGAGCUUCUUGAGAUUCUCGGCAGUAUAAUCAAUGGGUUUGCACUGCCAAUGAAAGAGGAGCACAAGUUGUUUCUUGUUCGAGCCCUUAUUCCUCUACACAAACCUAAGCCCGUUGCAAUUUAUCAUCAGCAGUUGUCAUACUGUAUCACUCAGUUUGUUGAAAAGGAUUACAAGCUGGCAGAUACAGUUAUUAGGGGUUUAUUAAAGUAUUGGCCGCUGACCAAUUGCCAGAAGGAAGUUCUCUUCCUUGGAGAACUGGAGGAAGUGCUGGAAGCUACACAGGGUGCAGAAUUUCAACGCUGCAUGGUGCCCCUUUUCAGACAGAUUGCCCGUUGUCUCACCAGUUCUCACUUUCAGGUUGCAGAACGGACCCUUUUUUUAUGGAAUAAUGAGCACAUUGUUAGCUUGAUAGCCCAAAACCGGGCUGUGAUAUUCCCGAUAAUAUAUGAAGCAUUGGAGAAAAAUAUUCAGAGUCAUUGGAACCAGGCGGUUCAUGGGUUGACUGUGAACGUACGGAAAAUGUUCACCGAAAUGGAUGCCGAAUUGUUUGAAGAGUGCCAGAGGCAAUAUGCAGAGAAAGAGGCGAAGACCAAAUCAGUGGAAGAGCAGAGAGAAUUGAAUUGGAAGAGACUGACUGAUGCGGCUGCAGGGAGAGGGAAUCAAAUGGUUACAGCCUAGUCUGACCUUGCCUCAUCACCUUCACAACUGGGAGUGACUGGAUAUACGAAACGAGUUAGGAAGUAACUUUGCUCCUCUUCAUUUCAGUUGGUACGAUUGUUUAUUAAUUUCCUCCUUUCCCUCUUUGCGCGCCCCCCCUCUAGGAGAAAACAAAAAAAAAAAAAAAACCUUUUUUUGGUCUCUCUUCUGCUUCUUCGCUCUCAUUUUAUCUCGUUCCGAUGAUUAACCAUUUGGAAAAGAGCCGCGGUAAAUGUAACUUAAAUGCAUUGCAGGUUGAUAGCAGUGCCUUCAGAUUAAGAACCUUCUGUGAAAUACUUUCUUGUAUUUUUUCCCCUACAGAGAGAAAUAUGGAAUUUUUUUUCCUUUCA